Molecule: messenger RNA, 6697 nt
Organism: Bursaphelenchus xylophilus (pine wood nematode)
Lineage: Eukaryota; Metazoa; Nematoda; Chromadorea; Rhabditida; Aphelenchoididae
Source: the annotation of a GenBank genome assembly
AUGCUUGGUGCUUCAAGCAGCGAUGAGGACGACGAUGAUAUUGUAGAGAAUGAGGACAACAACGACGUCCUGGGAAUCCCUCGACCCAUCGCCGCCCUCCAGCAAGCUGCUAGCCCGCGAUCCAGCUCGCCGGCCCCUUCUGAUUCCUUCAGCCAAGCCAACAGCCUCAAACACAGCGACAGUUCCUUCGCCAAACGAGACCGCAAUUCGUUUCGGACAGGGAACGCUCCGCGAAAAGUGAGUUUGUUUGAUUAUCUUAAUCUUCGUUUUAGAAACCCUCAAGUAGUACUGUAACAAAUCGGCCAGUCGCUCAAUCAUCGCAAGAUAUCUCAGAUGAAGAAGAUGAGUGUUACAGUCAGCCGGUGGCUACAGAUGAACCGAAACUCUCAAAGGAAGAACAGGAACGGAGAAGGUGGGUGCUCCUCUAUUACAGGACUGAUUUGUAGGGCGGAGGAGGAGGAAGAAGAACGUCGGAAAAACCUACAACUUUAUGUAUUCGUUGCCAAAUGUGUUGCAUAUCAUUUCAAUGCCAAACAGCCUACAGAUAUGGCCAAACGACAGCUAAAAAUAACAAAGCAAGAGUUGGCAAGGAUAAAAGAUCGUUUCCAGACGUUCCUCAAAGGAGAGACGCAGAUUCCGGCAGAUGAAGCCUUCACCAAAGCGAUCGAUUCCUACUUCGAAAUAUUCCUGAAAUCCGAACGGGUAGCCAAAGUUGUGCAAGCAGGCGGAUUCUCGGCUCACGACUUUAGAGAGGUGUUCAGAUGUAAUGUUGAGAAGAGAAUCAGAAGUCUACCAGAGAUUGAAGGACUGAGUAAAGAGACUGUUCUCACAUCAUGGCUAUCAAAGUUUGACACAAUAAUGAAAGGAGAUGAAGAUCAACACGGAAGACAGGCCAGAGGAAGAAUGAGAGGGAUGAAUCAACAGAACGGAGAUGCAAUAAUGUCCAAAGAACAAUUGUACGACAUGUUCCAGCAGAUUAUGAAUAUAAAAAAGUUCGAACAUCAAAUCAUCUUCAAUUCUCUACAACUUGACAAUCCUGAUGAACAAGCGGCAGCUAUUCGCCGAGAAGUGGCGACAAGGGAAGAAGUUCUCCGAGAAAUGCCUAGGGUAAGUUAUCUGGAUCGCGUAAUGCUUAAAUUACAGUUGCGUAAAAUCAUGCCGAAAUUUGUGGUGAAAAACAUGGAUACCUUAUUCAUGGAUGAGGUCCGGCAGUCGAUCAAUCAGCUUAUCCAGAAUCUGGAAUCUGUUCCAGUAACGCCCCGAGGGCAAACACUUAACCGGAAAAAGGACGGUAAAAGUCGAUCUCGGUAAGGACGGUCAUCUCUCCUCUGUUUUCAUUACUUUCGGUCCUCAUUUCAAUUUCGAUUAUUUCGGUCAGAUUUCUCUUAAUUUAUCUUUUGUUCCGUUUCAGAUUCUCGUUCAAAAUCAAAAGGUAAAAUACUCCUUAAGAAGUUCUAUCCUGUCCGUUCACCUCACAGUCCAUCUUUCUUUCCAUUAAUGUCAUCUUUUCUUUCCUGAUCACUCUUUCCUGGCCUUCCAUUCCUUUGUUCACCACUACCUCAAUGUUUUUGAAUCGUUCGCUCAAACAGGUCCUUGUAAUUGCCGAUGGAUUAAUCCACAUUAACAUCAGCAAAACUGGAAAAAUAGAAAAACUUAACAUACUAACUUUGAGAAUACCGAGCAAUUAACAGUUUUGAUUACAAGCACCCUUGGUCACUGGUUCCAAUCUUUUGUGUUACAGUAAAUUGUCUGAAAGCACGAUUGGAUGGCACGAGUUUACAGUUUUACUAACCGUUUCCCCACAUUGUAAAUAACACUGAGAGUUUAAAUUCUGAUAUGAUUUGUGAGCCGAAUGUAAUUGAUUAACCGUUUUUAGAUCGCGGAGCAUCGAGGACUUGUCCUUGUUCAACAGGUAAGGAUCGAUCCUUGUUUUCGGUGUGUUUUGCCGGGUUGGGUGGCGAUCAGUGUAGUUAGGCAGUAGCCGUAUGUUGUAGUUAGGCAGGGAUUGUGCUCGCUUUUGUGAUUGAUGAUUGGCUCGCUUUUAAACUCGCAAAACGCAAUCUCAAUUGACAACCGAAUAUUUAAUCAAGUAGAUGUUUGACUGUAAAUUCCGUUUAGCAGUAUCGUACUCCUGGAAAUGGCUAUAUCGUGUCCCCUGUGAUAUUCGGUUUAUGUUUACUUUAUUUUGCUUUCAUUGGGUACCGUCUCCAUUCCAACCUUCUUGUAUAUUACCCUUGCAUGGCUAUCGGCUUAUCCUCUUUGUAAAAGGCUUUCAAUUCCUUGUUAGUGUAUUAUAUUCGAUUUAUCAAUAUUUCAGUCUAAAACGCCGGACCAGUUCAAUGUCGUUGAAUAAAGGUGAAAGUGAGGAUGCAGAAGUUUCGCUGACAAAAAGCGAUGUGACACUAAGUUUUAAUAUGGAGGUCAGUAAUCGUAGUAUAAAAAAAAGAUUGCAAUUGCAGGUAGUAGUAAUGGAAGUGCAAAAUUUAAAGUCAGUCCAGCCAAAUAGAAUUGUUUAUUGCACUAUGGAAGUGGAUCACUGCUCAAAGCUUCAAACAGACCAUGCCGAAGCCUCAAAACCACAGUAAGUCAUCAAUAUUUCUAUCUCUCAUUUCUCUAGAUGGGACACACAGGGCGACUUUACAACCAAACACCCACUGCCCACUGUAAAAGUGAAGUUAUACGCCGAAGUAAAGAAUCUAGUGUCAUUUGAAGACAAAGAAUUGGGGAAAGUGAUCAUUCAACCCACUCCCAAUUGCUCCAGAAUCCCCGAAUGGUACAAGAUGACAGUCCCGAAGAGUAGUCCAGAUCAAGGCCUCAAAAUCAGAAUUGCUAUUCGGGUUGAGAAGCCACCGAAUCUGAAGUACUGUGGAUAUUGUUAUGCUAUUGGAAAGAUUGCCUGGAAGAAGUGGAAGCGCAGAUUUUUCUGUCUAGUACAAGUAAGUCCAGAAGGCGCUAUGACUUUUCGGAUCAACGAUACAAUGGAUCGCGUUGGUUCCUCGUUAUGCAUGGGGGAGGCUUAGUUAGUAGAAAAAGCAAGAUCGGGUCCUAGGAUAGCUUAUCACCUAUUUUUGGGUAUUUUACAUGUAGUCACAUCUAAAAUAUCUAGACAAAAGUUACGGAUCUUCUUUUUUUGCCGCAAAUUUUUGUCUUUUAUAUGUUACAAUACUGAGCGUAAAGAAAAUUAACGUUUCGCCAACAAAGAACCCACCUGCCCUACGCCCCGUAUCGAUCGUUUGUGUUGACCCGAACUGUCGUCGACCCGAAAGACGCCGUCCAUAACUAUAAACUUGUCAUAAUUAUGAAAUUCGCAUGGUGACUUUUAAUACUUUGCAGGUGUCCCAGUAUGCCUUUGCUAUGUGCAGUUAUCGGGAAAAGAAGUCCGAUCCCACAGAAUUCAUCCAACUGGAAGGCUUUACUAUCGAUUAUAUGCCAGAACCAGACCAAGGUGAGUAUAUAACCUUUCAGUAUAAUUUUUUUCGGAGAUUGAUAAUUGGGGAAACUGAAAAAUGCUUUUUUCCAUAUAUAUGUAUUAUAUAAGUAACUAAGUCAUAUCAGAAGGUGGAAUAGUAGUAUGGCCCGUAAUUUGCCCCUUUUUCUUGAUUUUUUUGUCACCAUACAGUACCCAUAAUAAAACUCCCUCCAUGUUCUGAUAUCGCUUACAUGCAAGAAAAAUGUUUUUCAGUUUUCCCAAUUCUCAACUUCCCCAAUUUUUUAUUUUUCCCCCAAUUGACGACGUUCCAAAUUUUUUAGAUCUAUACCCUCAGGGCGGCAAGUUCUUCUUCACUGCAAUCAAAGAAGGAGAUGAACUCAAAUUUGCGACGGAGGACGAGAAUGAGCGUCAUUUAUGGGUACAAGCGUUGUACCGAGCCACUGGCCAAGCCUACAAACCAGUGCCACCAAAACAGUCGUCGAUUACUCCAUCUAAAGCAGUAGCCGAUAAAGCCAGCAAACACGGAUUAGACGAGUUCAUCCAAGCCGAUCCAGUCAUCAACCAUGACCAUCUUUUUAUGAGACUCCAAACGCUGACACUUGAUUAUCGACUGGCAGAACCAAUUUGUUCGUUAGGAUGGUUCUCUCCGGGCCAGGUAUUCGUGUUGGACGAAUAUUGUGCAAGAUACAUGGUCAGAGGAUGUCAUCGACAUGUCUCUUUAUUAAACGAUCUUCUGAACAAAGCUAAUGAUGGGUACCUUGUCGAUCCAACUCUAAUCCAUUACUCUUUCGCUUUUUGUGCUUCUCAUGUUCAUGGUAAUCGGUAAGACAACCAAGGAGAGUUGCCAGAAUGAUUAUAUAUUACUUAAGACCGGAUGGAGUUGGCACUGUAACAUUAGAGGAAAAGGAGAAAUUCCAAGACGUGAAAGAGCGACUCAGAGUACUGCUGGAGAAACAGAUAACCAAUUUCAGAUACUGUUUUCCAUUCGGCCGGCCCGAAGGAGCAUUAAAAGGAACAUUGUCCUUGUUAGAAAGGGUAAGAUUGAUAGGCGUUAAAUGGAGACAGGGUACAUCAAGAUGGAUGGACUCUUUUCCCUGACAUAACAACGCCAUAAAUUUAAUCCUGAAUUUAGGUUCUCAUGAAAGAUGUAGUCUCCCCAGUGCCUCCAGAAGAAGUUCGCUCCGUAAUCAGAAAGUGCUUAUCAGAAGCGGCAUUUCUCAAUUAUAAUCGUCUGUGUAAUGAAGCCUUAAUAGCUCGUAAGAAAAAUAAUCAAAUCCGGAAAAGAACAAUACAAUUAUAGAAAGAAUGAGCCAAGACGUGAGUCCACAACAACGAAUCGAGGAUAUGAUUCGUAUCACCGAACUCUGUAUCGAUCUUCUCAAAGAAAACGAAGAGCAUCACGGCGAGGUAGGUGGCUUCUUUUCUCUGGCCAAGGUGUGGUUUCCAAGCUUUGGAUCAAUAAUCGUUUCCAUAAUCUUAACUAUUUACAUUUCAGCAGCUUCGAGGGGUGAGUGGGCGUUCUAUCUUAUCCAAUACCUGGUGAUACGUAACCUUUUCUUUCGCGAUUUAUUUACACUUACCCCAGUCAGUCUUGUUACCGUAUCCUCGCGUUGUGUAUUUCAAUAUACUUUCACCUGGAAUACGUGACAGACUGAUAACGCACCCCAUGUUACACCCACCCUCACUAAAUCACUGUCACUUGCCCACUGUCACUCUGCACUCUCUUUUCAUCACCUGUUAUACUGUAUUUCAGGCCUUCGCAUGGUUCAGCGAUUUGCUGGCGGAUCACUCGGAGACAUUCUGGUCCUUGUAUUCAGUCGAUCUGGAUGAAGCCCUCAAAGUCCAACCCCCUGAUUCCUGGGAUGCCUUCCCGUUAUUCCAACUUCUCAACGACUUCUUAUGUUCCGAACCCUCACUGAAGAUGGGAACAUUCCACAAGACAUUGGUGGAGAAAUUUGAACCCAUGGUGGGCCGAUACGUCGACCUCAUGGAGCAUUCGAUAUCACAAUCGAUAGAGAAAGGGUUCUCAAAAGAGAAGUGGGAACAGCGGAAGGACGGGUGUGCAACCUCGGAGGAUAUCUACUGGAAGUUGGAUGCUCUUCAAGGAUUCAUUCAUGAUCUCAAUUGGCCUGAGGAGGACUUUGCCAAAUUUCUGCAGAACCGAAUGAAAACUCUGACCAGUGAGAUGAUUGUAAAGUGCGCUCAAUGGUAAGACCAUGCAAGAAACGAAUAGCCUCCACAUUUCAGUACAUUCCAAGCCUUUGACAAUCAUAUGCAAAGGGCAAAGAAGUCAGUGGAAUAUGUGCUCGCAUCAGAGACUUGUGUUAUGAUCAAUGUAAUGUUCUCAUCAAGACAGCGAGCAGUUAAACUGAGUCUGGAUUCUGGAGAGGUACGAAAUGUAUCAUCCGAAGCAUUCGCGAAUAAUUUCAGAUCAAAUACCAAUCAAAACUCGACGAAACCCUCGAGACCAUGAUUCAUGACAUGGAGACUUGUGUAUACGACAAACUCCUGUCAAUUUUGGAGUAUGUUCUCUCAAAGUUAGCCAGAUAUGAUGAAGGAAAUCCCAUCGGAGCGAUCUUGUCGGUAGCCCCAAAACCCGGAUUUCUUUUUAACAAAGUGAAAAGCUUCGUAGGAGAUCAAUCAAACCACACAAACUCCAACAAUUCCGCUGCCUUGACUAACUCACAAAAGGCAUCUGCAGCACAAAAAGAUUCUGGCCAUAUCGGAAAUCAAUAUGUCGCAUUUAUGACACAAUCGGCAGAGCAAUUGCAAUGUGUGAUCACAGAUGAAGUCUGGGUGACCAAUAUCUUUGGGGUAAGUCGAUAAAGCCCAUAACAAGACAAGCUAAUUCCUUUUUCAGAAGUGGUAUGAUGGUCAAUUGAAAAUGAUCAACGAGUGGCUAGCUGAGAGAAUUCAACAAUCUCUGCAUCCCUAUCAACUACAAUGUCUCAACUUCAUGGUCAAGGUAAGCAAAUAUCCAUUGAAGAUAUUACUUUUCAGAAAAUCCACACGGACUUUGAAUUACAUGGAAUCGAGCCGGAGCGUCUGGAAACAGGAGUUCUGAAGGCGAUCAACCAACGCCUCCAAUUGGAGGAGACCAACUGUGCCUUAAAUGACCGCAGUAUCAGCGGAUCUUCGUCCCAUCAUGGUGGAAGCAACAAUCUCCUCAAUCUGGGCAACAUCUCCCACGCUUCCCAAGCUGUCUCCAACAUGGGGAGCAUGGUGGAGGGAGCUGGGGCCAAGGUGUUCUCCUUGUUCUCCAAAUGA